GGCGCACACUUUACUGUGUACAGCAUGGGGCGCUACGGCCGCACAGUCUCUUCUGUGAUCGUGCUUGCACUCUGCUUGGGUUUGACAGUCGGCUCAUUUCUCUACUGUAGUCCACCGAACAUCGCUAAAGGAAAGCAUGCGGUGAAGAAGAUGCGCGUUUCAGGUGCCACGGCCACAUUGAUGAAGAAUUAUAGACGUUGCUUGCACUCCAAUUCCACAAGAAAGCUGAUGACGAAAUAUGGUUUCGACUACAACUUGACAACCUGCAACCUUGAGCUCAGUCGCGAUGAUAUCUGCAAUAACCCGGAUCUAGUUGCGGAGUAUUACGACUGCUUUUUCAAGCAGCAGGCCUUAAUAAUGGUGAGUAUAAUUUACUUAUAUGAAUCGAUCCGGGAGCUGCGAAUCAUGCUUCUCUGGAGUUUCCUUUUUCCGGAAACGAUUUUACACGAAGCAGGGAUGAAGAGUGGUAGAACAAGAAAUGUCGCCCGACACCACAGCUUCGGCAUGAGGUCUUGUCUUUAUCAGGACAGUAGCUGAUUCUGUUGCCUUGACGAAGACAAUUCGCCAUGUCAGAGCAUUGGUUCCAGCGACAUUCUUUGCUUUGCCGCUGUUCAUCACUUGAAGUAUCAAAUUACCUGGAAAGCUCUUGUUUUGUUUUUUUACGUCAUGUGGCCACAAAGAUAUGCGGUACCAGACAAAGAACACGUGGUUUCGUCGUGGCGAAACCACGUGUUCAAAAGAUUGGAGAC
This is a messenger RNA of Dermacentor andersoni, 749 nucleotides long. The record is from RefSeq and is a predicted model, not a curated record. Lineage: Eukaryota; Metazoa; Arthropoda; Arachnida; Ixodida; Ixodidae.